CUCAUGUUAAACGACAACAAUUUUUCUGGAGGGAUCCCAAGCUCAAUGGGCUUUUUGAAUAAAAUUCAGUAUUUAAGUCUGAGGCACAACAACUUCUCGGGAGCUUUACCUUCGUCAAUGAAGAAUUGUGCAAAUCUUCAGUUUCUUGAUUUGGCGGAGAAUUCGUUGGAAGGAGAAAUACCAACAUGGAUGGGGGGAGGACUUACAAAUUUGAUCAUCCUGGUCCUUAAAUCAAAUAAAUUUUAUGGAAGUAUACCAUCAAAUUUAUGUCACAUUCGUUCCAUUCAAAUUUUAGACCUUUCAAUGAAUGAUCUGUCUGGAGAUAUUCCUUCGUGCAUAAAUUUGUUUACAAAUAUGAUGGAUAAUAGUACUCAAAAGAUGGUGUUUACCCAUAUGUAUGUUAUCAAGAGGAGGUCUGGUACGAUGGUCUAUAAUUUUGAUGAUAUAGCUGAAGCAACAAUUAUGUGGAAAGGAAGAUAUUACCAGUUUCAGAAAACUUUGCAGUUAUUGAAACUCAUCGAUCUGUCAAGCAAUAAACUCUCUGGUCAAAUACCUGAGGAACUGACAAGUCUGGUUGAAUUGGUUCAACUAAACUUAUCAAGGAACCAUUUAUAUGGACCGAUUCCAAGGGAGAUUGGUAAGUUGAGCAACCUACAAGCACUGGAUUUCUCCAACAACAAUCUUUCAGGUACAAUUCCCACAAGCUUCGAGAAGCUAUCUUUUUUGGCCAACCUGGAUUUGUCAAAUAACAAAUUCUCAGGAAGAAUCCCUACGACCACUCAACUGCUAAGCUUUAAUGCUUCUUCAUUCAUCGGAAACAUUGGGCUUUGUGGUAAUCCUCUACCAAACUCAUGCUCCGAGUGUAACUCACAUCAUUCAUCUAAUAUUGGUGAUAGUGUUGUUAAUGGUGGUAAAGAAUGGUUUGACAUGUCAUGGCUUCAAAUGGGAUUUGGAGCUGGAUUUGGAGUUGGGUUCGCUGGAGUUUCUGGUUAUUUUUUGUUCAAUAUUUCUUGGAAACUAGCCUUUUUCCAAUUCUUAAAUAAAGUGAAAUUGGUUCUACAUGGAUGACACCAUUUUUCGUCAAAGCAGUGAAGGUGAACAGCAGGUUUUCUAGCUAACAGAAAAUAAGUGUAUUAAUAAAGAACUUGUUCAUCGUGGGCAAUGCUGUUGGUCUUACAUCAAAUGAGGUGGAGCUAGCGGCUUUAAGAUGGUUUGAAGCGUUCAGAGUUGAAAUAAUAAAUAUGUAUCAGUGUGAAGUUUUUCCAUUAUGCUACAUUAUAAGUUUCAUAGACACGAUAAUGUAAUG
This is a messenger RNA of Humulus lupulus (European hop), 1306 nucleotides long. Its product is annotated as receptor-like protein EIX2. Gene Ontology annotation, molecular function: protein binding. Lineage: Eukaryota; Viridiplantae; Streptophyta; Magnoliopsida; Rosales; Cannabaceae. The record is from RefSeq and is a predicted model, not a curated record. Bases 4 to 1068 code for a protein of 354 amino acids. The transcript has 2 exons.